AUGGCGCUCAUGAUGGCUACGAGGCCUUAUCCCGAGCCAACUGGUUGCUUUAUAGAUGGGGAACCUUGUAUCAGAACAAGCUUCAAGGUGCCGGCAAAGUGGCCUGGCAAAGACGAUAAGGUCGCCCAGAUGUAUGUUGAGUGCCUGGAGCCCAUGGUGGUCCGCCAUAGGGAUCCCGUCGUCCUGAUCCACGGUGAUUUUCACCAUGGCAUCGUUUGGUUCACAAAGCCCGAUGGUAGCCCGGGCUGGGCUGCCUUUUUCCUCAAGAGAGGCUGUCGCGUGUAUGUCGUUGACUUGCCGGGCAGCGGCCAGUCCUACAUACCGAAUGAUUUCGAUCUUUGUUCCGACUUCAUGGAUGCUGAACAGAAGAUGAGCGAGAAGAGCGUUGAGAAUCAACUUACUGCUCCCGAGAGGAACAUCGUUGGAGGCACUGCCGCAUGGCCAACUGCUGGUCUGCACAACAAGUGGCCCGGAACUGGCCAGCGUGGUGACCCGGCCUUUGACGAGUAUAUGAAGUCUCAACAAGUUCUCUUUCUGCAAAAAGCGGUCCGUCAAAAGCUUGCUCAAAAUGGCCUCUGCAGUCUUCUCAAGGCCAUCGGAAAAGCAAUCUUGAUUGGACAAGGAGCUGGAUGUACAGCGGCCUGGCUUGCCGCCGAUGCGAUGCCGGAAAUGGUUGCCAAGGUGGUUGCAAUCGAGCCGGCUGGACCACCUGCUGCCAAGGCUCACAUUAACCACCAUGGGGGCCGAAAGUACAGCUCGUGGCUGAGCAGAGACGAUAGCAUGCGAAAGUACGGGCUUGCGGAUGUUCCUUUGACCUUCAACCCGCCGGCAAAAGAGCCACCUCAGGGCCCUGCUCUGGAUCUCGAAGUCCGCCAACAUCCCAACAACUCGGGUUGCUAUAUGGCCCAGAAAUACGUGCCAGGAUGCGUGGUUCCCACAAAGGAUGCGCCACUCAAGUAUGGACAAGAAUCUGUACCACAGCUGGUUCAGCUUAAACAGAUGGAUCACGCUGUUUUCACUGCUGAGGCGAGCUCUCAUAGGAUGUUUGACUGGGCUACCGUGAUGUUCAUGAGACAGGCUGGUGUCUCGGUGGAUCACUUCGAUCUGGCACAGUUUGGAGUCACUGGAAACGGGCACUUGAUGUUCUUAGAGACGAACAGCGAUGAGAUUGCUGCUAUGGUGGCUGGUUGGACCGGGAUGCCUGGUGAAUACAAGCCUGAAUCUUACGCGGUUAUUGAUAUCAGCCAAAUCCAUGACCAAGACGAAAAACAAAAUCAGGAGCAGAAUCAAGAGCAGGGCCAGGAGCAGAGCCAGGAGCAAGGCCACGACAAAGCGCCUCCUCAAGCUGUGGAGGCCUUUGAAGCUACGCAAGAAACGUCGUUGAAACGUCCUCGAGGUCGAGAUGAUGAUGGCGACGAUAAUUUGCCUGCUACAAAGCGCUUGGACGCUAACACUGGUCUUCAAUCCCCCCAGGCUCAAACCACAGAGAGUUCAACUCUUGCUUCUCUUUCUGUGGAGCCACAGUACAUCCAACCAGCGCUGUUGCUUCAGUACAAUGCAAGCUACCCCAGUCCAGAAUGUGAUGAGCCACUUCUUCUGAACGAGGAUGCUCUUUUUGCCGAACUAAUUGAUUUCCCGGCACCACAAGAUGAAUUGCCUGCCCUUUAG
Molecule: messenger RNA, 1668 nt
Organism: Trichoderma breve
Lineage: Eukaryota; Fungi; Ascomycota; Sordariomycetes; Hypocreales; Hypocreaceae
Product: alpha/beta hydrolase family domain-containing protein
Exons: 3
Coding region: 1-1668 (555 amino acids)
Source: RefSeq, a predicted model, not a curated record